AUUCUACAUUCAAAGUUUAUAACACACUAUUGUAUUUCAAACCUGCGACCUGGAGGACAAUGCCUGCACCACACGCCUCUGGAGAUGCUCUAGUUGAGCCUGAAGGGAUUGAGUUAUCGACUGUGUCGAGCGCAAGGAGCGCCCAUCGGCCAGCUUCGAACUAUGCUGGUCAUCAGACAUCCAAGAAUUCAUGUUCAUCGUGGUUUCCUCGUUCACCAUUAUCUUCACCUGCUGUGGUCUGAACUUCGCUUGGGGUGUCUAUCAGGCGCUCUAUGAAAACCUAUCGAAACAACCCGGGACGCCGUUCACGGGGGCGACCCCAGCUGAGAUUGACCUGAUCGGCACCAUCUCGUGUUCGCUGAUGACCAUUGGGGCGCCGUUCAGUGUGGCGUGGGCCAAAGCCUUCUCUCCUCGUCUGGUCUCCUUCGUGGGUGGAUUUGUGUUUGCUCUGUCCCUCGUGCUGGCCAGUUUCGGCCAGUCUCUGUGGCAUUUUGAAUUGGCACAAGGCGUGCUCAACGGGGUUGGCACUUGUCUGUGCUACAUGGUGGCCGUGACGAUAGCUCCGACCUGGUUCACGCAGCAUCGGGGUCUAGCCAUGGGAAUCAUCCUGGCAGGUACCGGCGUGGGUGGUCUCGUGUGGGCGCCAGCCCUAACUGCCUGCGUCGAGCAUCUUGGCUUCCGAAACACCCUCCGCUUGACUGGAGCCGUCUCCUUCACCCUCAUCUCCCUCGCCAGCAGCGCCAUGGCCUGGGAGCCCGUUAGCCGCACCCAGAUUGAGAUCGAGAAUUCCGCCCGGAGUAGCCGCGUCCACGGCAUGCUGAAAGUACCCCUGGUGGACUGGCGGGUGGCGCGAUCGCGGCGAUUCAUCGCGCAGGCAUUCGGGGCCGUCUUUCAAGCGGCGGCCUACUACACCCCCGUGUUCUUCUAUGCCUCGUACGCACAGACCCUGGGAUACAGCACCACGGCCAGCGCGAACUUCAUUGCCCUCAGUAAUGCGUGCAAUGCAAUUGGCAAGGUGAUCAUAGGCUACCUAGCCGACCGCGUGGGACGACUCAAUGCGCUCUUCCUGACCACCCUCUUGAGUGCUAUCUCCACGGUCGCAUUCUGGCUGCCGUCGACCAUCUCGGGCGUGACCACCGAAUCCAAGGACCUGUUCAUCACGUUUACUGUUCUGUAUGGGAUCUUCGCGAGUGCGUACGUUUCGCUCUUCCCCGCCAGCCUGGUCGAGUUGUUCGGAGCUCAGAACUUUGCCUCGGUCAAUGGAGUUCUGUACAUGGUCCGUGGCAUGGCGACCAUGAUCGGCACCCCGGUCGGGGGAGUCUUGAUUCGUAGUUCGAGUAGUUCCAGCCCCGGGGCGUUCAAGAACAUGUCGCUGCUGGUCAGCGUCUUGUUGUUCGCUGCCACGAUGUCUGUCCUCUGGGUGAGGCUCGAGGCGCUGGUGGGACCCCAUGGCGCUACCGGUAGCAAAUGGCAUCGGUAGGGGAUGAUGGUAGCAGAGGUUUGGAGGCAUUGCUGAGGAGGGAGAGCACGGCCGCCUCUUGAUUGACUCGAUUGUUACGUCGGGUAUUUACCUCAGAGUUCAGGAUUGUAGUUCACCUAAUUUGCUAGAAUAUAUUCGACGGUUGGAGGUAUUAGUAUGCAAUAAGUAUACACUGUAUGCGA
Molecule: messenger RNA, 1662 nt
Organism: Aspergillus homomorphus CBS 101889
Lineage: Eukaryota; Fungi; Ascomycota; Eurotiomycetes; Eurotiales; Aspergillaceae
Product: putative MFS monocarboxylate transporter
Exons: 2
Coding region: 191-1480 (429 amino acids)
Biological process (GO): transmembrane transport
Cellular component (GO): fungal-type vacuole membrane
Molecular function (GO): transmembrane transporter activity
Source: RefSeq, a predicted model, not a curated record